CAACCUUCUCGGAGAGUUUUGUCCAAGAUGGCGUCAACGCAGUUAACGGAUGAGGAGCUUUUCUCCGAAUUAAAGCGCUUUGGUUUCACUCCAGGCCCGGUUACCGAAAACACUCGCCCGGUAUAUUUGAAGAAAUUGAAGAAGCUUCGAGAAGAGCAGCAGCAGCGGGGCUCCAGAGCGGGUAAGACGCGCAGCAGCGGGGCCAUCAACAGCACCAGUGGCGGAGGCACCAACACGGCGGGAUCCAGGCCAGCCAGCCAUGACGUCACGCACCUGAGCUCCAGCCGGAGACCGGGCCGGAAGUCCUCCGUCCUCGGCUUCAGCUCCGACGAGUCUGACGCUGAAGCUCCACUGAAGAGAAAAGGCGGUAGGGCAGAGCGAGGCUCCGCGUUUCCACAGCAACCGAAGAUAAGGCCCGUGUCUCUACCGAGUACUGCUAACAAGAGUCAGUAUGGCGCUACGAGCCCGCUGAAUAGCAACAAUUCCUCCCAGAGAAGUGUCUCUCUGGGCUGGGGGGUCCGGGCCAGAUCCAGCCCUGAGGCGGAAGGGAGGGAUUACGACGACUCGGGGGACGAGGACGACUAUGAGGGGGACGCGGAGAAGAACUCUCGCUCUUUAAAUGGUUGCGGGGCGUCUCACUUAAACACAAGCAAGCCAGCUGGGGAUUACUCAGACUCGGACGAGGAAGAGGUCGGGGGCCUUGCUGCCAGGGACCAACACCGGGAGAGGCUGGAGUCCAGACGGAGCCACCCCAAAGCGGAGUUUCCUUCCCACGGAGCCGGUAGAGGGGCAGCCAGACAGGUUAACCCGCCUGAUAGUGUAAAUAUGGUGGGGAGCCGGAGGGAGGAGGGGGAGCAGGAGGAGGUGAAGACUAGGGACUCGGACACAUCGGGAGGCUUGCGGAGCCACAUUUACCCCAGGAAGUCCAUCUACGUGUCCCUCACCGACAACCAUGGAGGGGAGGCCGGCAAAAACAACCACGUCGACGGCGAGGACGGAGCCUCCAGGAGCAGCAGCAGCACUAGCAGGUUCGCCAUUGGGUUGAGACCGCGCUUCUCCACAUACAGCAGCCUGUCCCAGACCUACAGGGGCAACCACUCCAACCACACCGCCCCCAACCACUCAUACAGCCAGGCACUGCUCAAGCAGAAGGUGUCUGUCCCGGAGGAUGAGCUGCUCCAGCAGUUUAAAAGGGAGGAGGUGGCCUCUUCUGGGAGCUUUAGUGCUCACUACCUGUCCAUGUUCCUGCUCACAGCAGCCUGCCUCUUCUUCCUGCUGCUGGGCCUCAUGUACCUGAGGAUGAGGGGCUCAGGGUCCUCCGAGGUGGAUGGAGUCAUUAAGAGCCACCCUUUUGGCAGUGACUUUGACUCUGCUUAUAACAAGACGGAAAAGGAACUGAUCCUAAAGCUGCUGCUCAGUCUACACGACCACCUGGCCCACGUCGCAGGCCAACAUGACUGUGGAGACGAGCAGCAUCCAAACAGGAGUCUGUCCAUGAAAGAGGCCUCUUCAUAUUUACUGGCUCAGAAUAAGGACUUUGAAAACCUCAUUGAGACUUCUCUGGAGUGGAUUGUCCGGACAGGCCAGGAUGUGGGGAUAAGGCUGGCUGGGCAGGUAGCUGAUGAGCCACUGACUGAUGUAUCUGAGAUCUCUCGGCUGGAGUCCUCGCAUCCCAAGAUGCCCUUCUCAUGCCGCUUCCGCCGAGCCUUCCUCACAGUCAUCAGCAGAGUCUUCCUCAUUGCAGUUGUGGUAGGCUGUGUGUGGAGUGUGGUCUGCUACAUGAAGUAUCGCUGGAGGAGAGAGGAGGAGGAGACCAGGCAGAUGUAUGACAUGGUGGAGAGGAUCAUCGAUGUGUUGAGGAGCCACAGUGAAGCUUGCCAAGAGAACCAGGACCUGCAGCCCUACCUGCCCAUCCCCCACGUCAGAGACUCUCUGGUUCAGCCUCAGGACCGGAAGAAGAUGAAGAAGAUUUGGGAGCGAGCCGAGAAAUUCCUCUCAGCCAACGAGUCGAGGAUUCGAAAGGAGACUCAGAGGAUCGGAGGAGCGGACUUCCUGGUCUGGAGGUGGAUCCAGCCUUCUCUCAGCUGUGACAAGACCUCCAUGAUGCCCUCCAAAGUUUGGCAAGGAAAAGCGUUCCCUCUGGACCGGAGGAAUUCCCCUCCCAACAGUCUGACUCCAUGUCUGAAGAUCAGAAACAUGUUUGACCCAGUCAUGGAGGUCGGGGAGAACUGGGACCUAGCCAUCCAUGAGGCCAUCCUAGAGAAGUGCAGUGACAACGACGGUAUCGUCCACAUCGCUGUUGACAAAAACUCCCGAGAGGGCUGCGUCUAUGUCAAGUGUCUCUCUGCUGAGCACUCAGGGAGAGCCUUCAAGGCCCUUCAUGGCUCCUGGUUUGAUGGUAAGCUGGUGACGGUGAAGUAUCUGCGUUUGGACCGUUACCACCAGCGCUUCCCACAGGCCCAGGGCUGCAGCACGCCUCUGAAGGCCUCCAGCCUCCACGUGAACACCACGAGCAGCAUGAACACUACACCCCGCCUGCAGCACCGCGGCUCCUCCAACUCUUCAGGCUUCUCAUGAGAUGAGCAUAAGCAUUAGAUUUAGCAUUCUCCUCCGUGCCCUCCCAGCAUGACAGCACCAGUCUGCUGCUGCUCCUUCACUGCUUUAUAACGGGGAAGACUUCAGUCUGUGUCUCGGGAGAGCUUUUUUAAAUUUUAUUUCGUUGUUGUUUUUUCCAACACAGGAUCGCAGGAGAAGUUGUUCAGCGGUGCAGUGUUUGUUUUCAGUAAUCUUUGUAUUAAAAUGUCAUGGAUUUAACAAGGAAGCAAAGUUCUUCUGGAAUAUUUAAGAUGUGUGCAGAGACUCCAACCCUCCCUCCUUUUCUUCCACAGUCUCACUGAUGCCAUGAUGGAGUUCAUUUGGGCACUGUAUGGAAAUGGCUGCAUGUAUCAGAGUAUACCUCUAUGUAAGCUUUCAAUACAACACAGUGUGGGUGUUGAUUCCCCCAAGAUGUUCGAUGUACUCCCUGUUGUUGUUAUUAUUCAGAUUAUUAUUAUUAUUAUUAUUUAGUCAAGUGAGGAAGGCAUGAACAGACUCAUAAGGGGGUGUGCUGUAAAUACAUGUGAAUGGUGGCACAAGCUUUAUGACAUCCUCUGUAUUAAAAGCAAACCAUAAGCUCACAUUUUUCUUGCUGCUCACUUACCACAGCAGAGUUAAUAGCGAUAGAGCAGGGUAACCGUGGCGACUCGGCCUCUGUGUUCGUUGUUGGCUCCACGUAUUCCAUGUAUGGCCUUUUCUUUCCCUUUGUCUUUAAUGUAUGUUAUAACAUCCAGCAGGGAGUGUACCUUUAACAGUCACCUGAAGCUUUCUUCUCCAGAUAUAAUCCAAUAUAUUCCCAAAUUAUUAUUAUUUCUUAAUAUGUUUAUUAUUUACCUCUUUCAAGUCGGGUCAUUUUCACUGUUGGCGAGUCCCCUCAUUGUAUUUCAAACCUGUUUGUGAACAAAUGGAGUGUAUUGUCAUCUCUUUGUGUAUAUGACCAGCAGACCUGGGACUUGUUCCAUGCAGCAAGUUGAGCAGAUAAGCCAGGCUUAUUGCUUUUAGUCUGACUCUUUGGUUCCAUAAAGCAACAAACUUCACAUAUGUCGAAUUUGCUUUAAUAACUCAGAUCAACAGAUUAUGGGUCAGACUUAGUGAAAAAGACGGGCUUUUUUGGUCAACUUGCUUUAAAGAACAGGCUCCAGAGUUACAAACAUGUUUUCAAGGGCCAGUUCCAUGAACCAAGUCUACCAAAUAAGUCAGCCUUUUUUUUUUUUUUUUUUUUUUGCUUAGGCUGUCUUAUUUUCAGUUGACUCAGUUCUAAAAAAGCAAAUUUAACAUAGUUCAAGCUCAGUUACUAUGGCAACUUGUUUUGGAAAACUAGUUGAGUUUGCCUUAUGGAACCAAAUAUUGUGAAAGCAAGUCAGACUGACUGAAACAAGCCAGGCUUAUUUGGUAAACUGGCUUAAAUUACUUUAUUGAGCGGAAUCGACUGAAAAUUGAGUCAGACUAAACUAAACAAGCCAGACUUAUUUGGUAAACUUUCCCCUGGGGCCUUUUCCAUAUAACGAGUUUACCAAACAAGCCAGGCUUAUUUCUAUCGUUUUCUGUUGCUUCCAUUCCAAAAAAAAAACAUUUUUACAUUUACAUAGUUUAUGCUCAGUUCAGACAGUCCAAGCUGAAUAUGAGUCAGACUUAUUGAAAUAAACCUGGCUUGUUUGGUGAACUUGUUUAAAGGAAUAGGCCCCUGCAGCCCAUUCCAUAUAGUGCAUUUACAGAUCAAGCCUGGCAUAUUUUAGUCAGUCUGUCUCAUUUUCUGUUGCUUACGUUCUAAAAAACACAUUUACAUAGUUUAUGCUCAGUUGAGUCAGACUAAUGGAAACAAGCCUGGCUUAUUUGCUACACUUGCUUAAUGGAAUGGGCCUGGUUUAUGUUUAAUGUUGAAUGUCCAAUUUACUGAGACACGUUUCCUGUGAUGAUAGACCCUGAUGCUGUCACUACUGGUCUUUGAUCAUAUCAGCUUGUUGUAAUGAUGCUAUCACUCUUUUUGCCAUCAGGAGUACUGUGAGGACAGUUUUUAAUCCUAACUAUUCCAUCCCCUGUAAGGAGACUGUACUGACUUUAGGGAUUCCUGACUGCGUGUGUGUGUUUUCACAGCACCUGUGUAUUCAGAAAACGCUAAAACUCCAGGAGUUGCCAGACAUAAUUUCAUUUUUUAAUGCAGUGAAUUGAAAGUUGGAUUCAGUAUUUGCAGUGUGAAAUUGUACAAAUGAUGCACAUUUCAAAAUGUUCAAAACCUGCUGCAGCAGUUCGCAGCAGGGCAACCCAACUGUGCCUUAAAUUUGUGCUUUUUUAAGACUGGCACUGCAUCACUGGAGAAUGUACUGGAUUUAAGAAAUGUUUAAGGGUGAGUAAGGCCUGCCAUAGAUGUAGUUUUGGUAGAGUUUGACAUCUUCAGAUUUGGUAUUUUGUAGCAGUUUCCUUUGAUAUUAAACCAAAUGCUUCUCUCUAUUUAUUAUUUUUUUAAAUCAGCUGUGGUGAUGUACUAUUUUAAUGUCACUAGACCUGUUACAUAUGUGUCAUAACUUUUUUUUUGAUGGAGGAUCGACCUUACAUCCGCUUCCAAACAAUUGUCAGGAUGUGUAAAAUGACAAAAUAAAGUGAACACUUUCCGAAA
Centropristis striata (black sea bass) is the source of this 5209-nucleotide messenger RNA. It is a transcript of the gene lemd3, whose product is annotated as LEM domain containing 3. Gene Ontology annotation, molecular function: chromatin DNA binding. The record is from RefSeq and is a predicted model, not a curated record. The coding region runs from base 28 to 2577 and encodes 849 amino acids. Gene Ontology annotation, cellular component: nuclear inner membrane. Gene Ontology annotation, biological process: negative regulation of BMP signaling pathway; nuclear envelope organization. The transcript is spliced from 13 exons. Lineage: Eukaryota; Metazoa; Chordata; Actinopteri; Perciformes; Serranidae.